Messenger RNA from Effrenium voratum, 3798 nucleotides. Lineage: Eukaryota; Dinophyceae; Suessiales; Symbiodiniaceae. The record is from the annotation of a GenBank genome assembly.
AUGGCGGCUUGCGCACGCUUGCCUGGGAUCCGCAAGACUGGAGAUUUGCCGGCUAAGGACUUGCCCUUCUUCGUGAUUGGCUCAGCCUACAUGGCCUUCUCUUUGCCAUUGCGUUGCCCCGGCCGCCUUGGCUUUGCCCUGUCUGUUUCCGCCACCUCGCGCACGGGCGAGCCGCUUUCCGUGCCGGACUACGUGCACGUGGACCCCUCGUCGCUUUUGCGGAGCCCUUGCCGCCUGGAGCCGGCGCUGUCCGCGUACGGCGCCACGCGCUCGGAAGCAGCACCGCUGGUCUUGGACGCGGCGCACGCGGGAAGCUCCCCGCUGCCCCGCACCUCUUGCCGCAUGGGCUCGACCCUGUUGAUCUUCGGCAUGCAGCGCUUGGACCCUUUGCCUUUGGCGCCGGACCUUUUGCAGAUGGAUUUUGCCCCCUCCUUGCGAAGCUUCUUGCGCUUGGGGCUUAUGGCGCCCACCUAUGGCAUCAGCACCCUGGGCUCCUUGCCGCCUGCCUUGGACCAUGUGACCUUGGGCUCCACGCCUUUGAUCCGAGCCUUUAUGUGCUCGGAAAGCUCUUUGUCUGCUUAUGGCCUGGCACGGUUUGGGUUCUCACCGCUGGUGCUGGACCCUGUGAAUCUGGCCUCCUCUUUACCAGCGCGGUCAUCCAUGCGCUUGGGCCUGCUGCUGUCUGUCUGGGGCCUGGCGCGCUUGGGCUCCACCCCUUCUGCCUCGGAUUUUGUGACCGUGGCUUUGUCCAUGUUCUUGCGGCAGCUUGUGUGCUCCGACUUCUUUCCGCUGCUCUACGGCAUGCUGCGGCCGGACUUUGCGCCUUUGACAACUGACUGCGUGAACUUGGGGCCCUCCCCACUUCCCAGGAGCUUUCUGUAUCUUGAGCUUGUGGUGUCAGUCUAUGGCAUGAUGCGUCUGGACUUGGCCCCUUCCGCCACGGACUUUCUGCACCUGGGUUCGCCUCUGUCUCUUCACAGCUUCAUGUGCCUCGGCCUCGGCACGUUUGUGGCGGGUGUGGCCAGGAUGGGUUCAUCCCCGUUGGCGUCGGAUCAUGUGAUGCCAGGCUCGGCCGUGCCGUUGCGCUCCUCCAGCCGUCCAGGGCCCAUGCCUCCGGUUUUCGGCAUGACGUGGCUGGGCUGCCCACUUUCCGUGUUGGACUUCGGGGACUCCGGCAGCUCCACGCCGGCUCGCAGCUGCUUGAAGGUCGGGUCCAUGCUUUUGCCCUACGGCAUGACCUGCACGGAGCCUGCGCUGUUGGCCCUGGACUUUGUGAAUGCGGGCUCCGCCCCGUUUCCGCAGACCCUCCUGAGGUCUGACGUGUCACCCCCAACUUAUGGCUUCACCAAGCUGGGGCUGCCACUGCUGGCGCUGGACUUCUUGCAGCCGGGGCCGGCGCCUUUGCUCCGCAGCUCUGUGCAAGUCGGGCCUUUGCUGCCCACCUACGGCCUCACCCGGCCGGGUGCCUCUCCACCCGCCUGUGAUCUCCCCACCUCAGGCCUUCCUUUGCCUCUGCAGAGCCUCAUUCGCCUGGACCCCACGGCGCCGGUCUACGGCUUCACGGCUUCGGGCCCCUCUUCGCCGGUACUGGACCACGUGUACUUGGGCUCCGCGCUUCCGCCACGGAGCAUGUUCCUCCCAGAACCCAAACCUUCGGCCUUCGGCAUGUCUCGACCCGGCUUGCCCUUACUGCCUUUGGACCCUAUUCACCUGGGCUUCGCGGCUUCGCCCCAAAGUUGCGUGUGGCUGGGCCUUUCGACUUCGGCAUACGGCAUGGCGCGCCUGGGCUUCUCCUUGUUGGCCUUGGACCUCGUGCAGCUCGCGAGCCCUCUGAGCCUUCGCAGCUUCAUCCGCACCGAGUUCACCUCACCGGCCUUCGGGAUGUGCCGAGCGGAAGCCUCCCCGCCGGCGUUGGACCACGUGACUUUUGGCUUCGCCAUGUUCAUGCGGAGCAUGGUGCGCACGGGGCCCAUGUCGUUGGCAUAUGGACUGAACCGGCCCGCGCCCCCGCCCUUGAUCCUGGACUUGAUCAAAGUGGGCCUGCCGCCGUCUUUGCAUGGCCUCACACGCCUGGGAUCCACAUUGCCCCCUUCUGGCCUUGCGAGGCCGGGCUUUUUCUUGCUUGCACUGGAUGCACAUUACCCGGGCUCCUCCUCAUUUUUGCGCUCUCACCUCCGCACUGGCUCCACUUCACCCACCUCCGGCCUGACCCGCUCAGGCGCCGCCUUGUCAGCGCCCGACACCAUCCACGCAGGCCUGACGUCGCCGCUGCGAUCUUUUAUGCGGGCGGGCGCCGCCAUGUCGGCCUACGGGCUCGCGCGCUUGGACUCGAGCGCUCCUGUGCCGGACUCUGCCGAGUUCGGAAGCCCUGCGCUGCUGCGUAAACCUGUGUGCCUUGGGGUGGCCAUGCCUCUUUAUGGCAUGACUCGGUUGGACCUUUCCUUGCCUGCCUUAGACUUUUUUAUGCCGGGAUUGUCCUUGCCUCUACAAACCUUAGGAUGUUUGGGUGGUGACCCGUCAGCAUACGGCAUGACACGUUCGGGCCUCCCUUUGCCCGUGCUGGACUUCAUGCAUUUGGAGCCGACUCUGCUCAUCCGAAGCCUUUGCCGAUCUGACUCCUUGCUGCCAGCCUAUGGCAUCUCUUACCUCUGCUCCAGUCUGCCAGCCCUGGACUCUGUGCAAACGGGCCCCAUGCCGUCCUUGCAAUAUCACGCUCGACCUGGGCUGGCCUCGCUGGCUUAUGGCAUGACGCGCUUGGGGCCCUCAUCGCCGGCGUCGGACUCUGCCCAUUUGGACUUGUUUCUGUUGCCGCGGUACCACUCUCACUCUGGCAGCUCUUUGUUGGUCUACGGUAUGGGCCGGCUGGGAUCCUCGCUUUUGGCCCUGGACCUCUUUCACGCGGACCUGCCCCUGUUGUUGCACAGCCACUUGCGGAUGUCUUCCAGCUUGUCGGUCUAUGGACUCAGCAGACUUGGCCCAAGCAUUUCAGCGUUAGACCUCAUUCACGCAGACCUUGCGCUGUUGUUGCGAUCUGCCUUCCGCCCAGGGUUGGUGCCUUCCGCCUAUGGCAUGACAAACUUGGACCUCACACCCUUGGUGCUGGACCACGUGAGCGUUGGCCCGUCGCUGCCGCUGCAAGGAUUCUGUCGCUUUGGCUCAUCACUGUUGGCCUUCGGCAUGGUGCGCCUUGGUUUGCCUCCCUUGGCCCUAGACUCCGUGCACAUCGCCUCUUCGUUGCUGUCGCGUGCCUUUGCACGACUCGGCUCGACGCCUUUGCUCUUCGGAAUGACACGGCUGGGGUUGUCGAUGCCCACGCCGGCCGUCACCGCUUUCGGCUCCUCCCUGCCGCUCCGCGCACAUUGGCGCCUCGGCAGUUUGUUGCCCACCUACGGGAUCUCCCGACUCGGCGCGCCUUUGCCGGCGCCGGACCUUCUGAACGUCGGGCCCAUGUCGCCGCUCCAAGGACCUGCACGCUUGGGCCUAACUUUGUUCGUGUUCGGGGUGUCGCGGUCAGGGCCGUUUUUGUCGGUACCAGACCUCCUUCACUUGGAGCCCACCGCCUUGGUGCGUGGCUUCGUGCGUGUCGACCCAGCUUCGUCGACCUUCAAUUGCGUCCGCCCGGAGCCGCCGCUGCUGCUGUCGGACCUCAUGAGCUAUGGCAGCACUUCGUUUCUGCGAAGCUUUGCGUGGUUGGGGCUGGCACUCCUGGUCUAUGGCUUGACCAAACUGGAGUCACCACUGCCGACCCUGGACCUCCUGAAUUGCGGAAGCAUGUCGUUGCUGCGAAGUCUCAUGUGA